GCCACAGUCGUCGCCUGUCGCUCUUGUUGGUUGCUUCCUACUGAUACGACAUGACUUUAUAUUAAAUGUGCAGCAAGAAGUAUUAGUUUUUAUUCAGCUGAUAAGAACAUAACUCUAAAUCUGAGAAUGUCCUUGUAUGAUGACCUCGGCGUGGGUGCAAGUGACACCAAAACCGAAGGAUGGUCCAAAAACUUUAAGCUCCUGCAGUCCCAGCUGAAGGUGAAGAAGGCUGCCCUGAGCCAAGCUAAGACUCAUCGCAUAAAGCAAACAACUGUCUUGGCUCCCGUCAUUGAUUUGAAGCGAGGAGGCCCCAGUGAAGACAGACAAAUCUCAGACACACCACCACAUACUGUUGCUGGCCUAAAGGAUCCAGUGCCCAGUGGCUUCUCGUCUGGAGAUGUGCUGAUCCCGCUCGCAGACGAGUAUGACCCGAUGUUCCCCAAUGACUAUGAGAAGGUGAUGAAGCGGCACAGAGAGGAACGACAGCGGCAGAGGGAGCAGGAGCGGCAGAAGGAAAUAGAGGACAGAGAAAAGAAAAGAAAAGAAAGACAUGAAGGAGGCGCACCGAGUGGCUUCUCGAGGUUCCCAGCAGCAGAGGAAGAUUCUGAUGAGGAUGACGAUUUUGAGAAAGAGCGGCGAAAACGAAGUAUGGGUGGUGCUGCCAUUGCCCCGCCUUCAUCGCUAGUGGACCGAGAUGGCCCAUCCUCGUUCUCGUAUGAGGAUGAAGGUCGUCCUGUCAGAGGCUCCAAGGCCGCCAUCCCUCCACCUAUGUAUGACGACUCAGACGGGCCACGUUCUCCGCCUGGACCAACCAGUUCCUUCCUAGCUAACAUGGGGGGUACCGUCGCGCACAAAAUCAUGCAGAAGUAUGGCUUCAAAGAAGGCCAGGGCCUGGGAAAGCACGAGCAAGGCUUGAGUACAGCGUUGUCUGUGGAGAAGACGAGCAAAAGAGGCGGCAAGAUCAUCAUCGGUGACGCUGCAGAGAAAGGAGGGCCACUCCAAGCAGGGGCUGCUGAGAUUUCUGGAGGAGCAGUGGACUCCAAGAAGUCUGAUGCCAACCCGCUCACAGAGAUUCUCAAAAACCCGACCAAAGUGGUCCUGCUGAGGAAUAUGGUGGGCCGGGGAGAGGUGGAUGAAGACCUGGAGGGGGAGACCAAAGAAGAGUGCGAGAAAUACGGCAAAGUGAUUAAGUGUGUCAUUUUUGAGAUUGCUGAUGUACCAGAUGAUGAAGCUGUCAGGAUAUUCCUGGAGUUUGAAAGGGUGGAGUCGGCCAUCAAAGCUGUGGUGGAUCUGAACGGACGUUAUUUCGGCGGACAGGUCGUCAAAGCCUGCUUCUACAACCAAGACAAAUUUCGAGUUUUUGACCUGGGCGAGCAAUUAUGAGGCCAUUAUAUCCUGUCAUGUACAUAAACACCCCCAUUUUUUAAAAAUAUUCCUAUUCCAUGUCAGAUAUUUAGUUUCUGUUGUUGUGGGAUGAAACACACCUAAUGUCUACAGAAUAAAGGGUGAAAUUUGA
This is a messenger RNA of Dunckerocampus dactyliophorus (ringed pipefish), 1516 nucleotides long. RefSeq names its product RNA binding motif protein 17 (gene rbm17). Gene Ontology annotation, molecular function: RNA binding. Gene Ontology annotation, biological process: alternative mRNA splicing, via spliceosome; mRNA cis splicing, via spliceosome. The transcript is spliced from 13 exons. The coding region runs from base 127 to 1383 and encodes 418 amino acids. NCBI's taxonomy places the organism in Eukaryota, Metazoa, Chordata, Actinopteri, Syngnathiformes, Syngnathidae. Gene Ontology annotation, cellular component: precatalytic spliceosome. The record is from RefSeq and is a predicted model, not a curated record.